AUGUCAUUGGCCGGCCUUGAUGAAGAGCUUGCCAGAAAGAUUCGUUCAGCCCGGCCAAAGCCCUCACGAACCCGGCGGGAAGCUUACAUGGAGGGACAAGACCCGCAGCUUCGAGAUGCAGCCGCCGCAGAUGCCCUUCUGGUUGCUCGUGUGACAAGCCUGGCUCCACUCAUGCAUGCGAUGCGAGUCGCCAGCAAGUCGAUCCAGGCUGCUGCUGGCGGCCUGCAGCGGAGCACGAAGAGCAUAGCUGCAGAUGCCACAUUUCACAAGCAGCUGAAGGACAAAGAUCCUCCAGCAGCCGUUGGCACGAAAGCCAUGAUUGAUGCAUUCCAGGAUAUUGGACAGGCUUUGGCGGACCUGUCCUCCAACCUGUCAAGCAACAUCCUGGCCCCGCUGGAAGCCCUCUCCAACAGCUUGAAGGAGGAAUGUGUGGAUGAGCGGCUCAGGCUCUUGGAGCUGGAUCAGCAGGACAUGCUUUGUUCCCGAGCAGUUGCAGAGACCUUGCGCCAGAAGGAGCGAGCUUCCGCCGAGCUGCAGGCCAUUGCGCGCCAGGAGAACAGUCACAGCUGGUUCCGGAGGCCACAGUCGGCUCGCUUGGAGGAGGUGGCUGCCAUGGAAACGGCAGUGGUGGAGGAACUUGCCAGCAAGAUGGACCAACAAGCGGUUGUGAAACGAAGCAAGGAGCAAUGCAUGCAGCAGUUUCAAUGCUCUCUGCGCGAGCUGGAUGACAGGUGUGCGAAUCACCUGCAUACCAUGGCUGACGACUUUAGCCGCGCGUGGCUGGGUGUUGCCGAGAGGAUUGGGCAGGCAGCCGAGGCAGUCGCUGGCCAGCGCCGUUGUGACAAACCCAUCGCGCAGCGAAACGAGUCCAAGCCCCAACCGCACAGCUGGGCGCCGGUGCCUGCAGCCCGCCAUGAGCCAUACCGUGAGCCGCGUGACCCUGGAUCGCCGGCGGUGCAAACACAGCAGCAUGCAGUGCAGCAUGCGCAGCGCGCGCAAGACAGCGAGUUUCAGGAGGAGGCUUCAGCUCCCCAGAUUGAGUUUGCUGCGACACCAAGUUCUCACACGGGGCACACGCGAGAGUCAAGCACAGGAAGCCAGGCUCGUGAUGCAAUGGUGGCUUCUACACUGGACAGCGAAGUUGCAGCUUUGGAGGCUUCUGUUGACUACACGUCGCCGAAAGACGCGCUCAAGGCGCUAGCGCCGCUAGCUCCUGAGGUGCACCAGGACAGCGAAGGCGAGCCAGAGGCGCAGCAUGAGCCACAUGAGCCACAGCAGCAACAGCACCAACAGCACCAUAGCCAUCACGGGCAUCACGGGCAUCACGGCCAUCACUCUCGAGACUCUCCUCAUUGUCUACAGUUUGAGUUCGACGAGAGGGUCCAAAAGCUUGGGUUCGAGGUCGUCUGGGCCGACCGGCCUUGUGUUGGCAGCGUCGUCCCAAAUGGCGAGGCGGAGAGAGUGGGCUUGGUGGCCGGCGCGGUGAUCACGGAGAUGAACGGCAUCUCCACUCUGAACAAGUCGCGCGACGAGCUGAUGCCGCUCUUGAAGCUUCGGCCCUUGCGGCUGAAUGCAGAUGUUCCCGCAUAG
Messenger RNA from Symbiodinium natans, 1590 nucleotides. The record is from the annotation of a GenBank genome assembly. Lineage: Eukaryota; Dinophyceae; Suessiales; Symbiodiniaceae.